GUGUGUGUAUGAUAAACACUCAACAUAUAUGCAUGUGUGAUAUUUUGUUUUUUGAUUUCAAAAACUGAAUCUUUUCUGUAUGUUUUAAAAAAAUAUUCAAUAAGAAAAUGACCAUUAAAUUAUCAUUUUGUCGUCGUACAUUUUUAAUGCGAAAAUUUCAUUUGCAAUUGUCAAAACCGAACCAAUUGAAACAUUCAAAGCGUAUGAUUGCCACAACAAUGGUCAACGAACAAAAUUCAAAAAUUCACAACGAUGUUUCUCAACUAUCAUUCAAAAGUAUCGACUCUAAUGAAUUGGAAAAGUUUCGAAAAUUCUCACCAAAAUGGUGGAAAGGUGAUGAACUUUUGGCAUUACGAAAUUUGAAUCAAUUACGUGUGCCUUUUAUUGUCGAUGCUCUUCAAUCUCGUUUAAAUGAUAAUUAUGAUAAAGUAACACGUUGUUCACAAUUUCCAUUGAAAGAUUCAAAAUUGUUGGAUAUUGGUUGUGGUGGAGGCAUACUUGCCGAAUCCUUAGCUCGUUUAGGUGGCAAUAUAUAUGGUAUUGAUCCGGUCAAAGAGAAUGUUGUUGUUGCCAAAAAUCAUGCACGUAUUUCAUUUGCCAACACCGAAACCAUGAUCCAUUAUGAAUCAUCGACAAUAGAAGAAUUCAGCACCAUUGCUGAGAAUCAAAAUUCAUUUGAUGCUGUAAUUGCAAGUGAAGUACUUGAACAUGUUGAUGAUAUCAAAAGCUUUUUACAAAGUUCCAUCAAUUGUAUCCGUCCCGGUGGUUUUCUAGUUAUCACAACAAUCAAUCAAACAUUGUUAUCAUAUUUUGGAGCAAUUCUUAUUUCCGAGUAUAUUCUUGGAUUAUUGCCACGAGGAACACAUGAAUAUUCGAAAUUUAUUCCACCGGCAGCAUUAAGUUUGAUAUUGAAAGAGGAUUAUGGUUGCGAUGUUGCCAAAAUUCAUGGAAUGUUUUUCAAUCCAAUUACCUAUCAAUGGAGCUGGUCACAGGAUCAAUCUGUUUCGUAUGCAUUAUUGGCUAUAAAACGUUAAUGGCUAACUGGUUGACAUUUAAUAGAAUCAACGUGAUAUUUUCAUUGAUGUAACGGAUUUACUUAUCCUUGAUCAUCAUCAUCAUCAUUUCCAUUAUGAUUCUGUUCACUUUACACACAAACACAAACACACUCGAUCAAUCAUCGACAAUACAUUUUUAGAAACACAAUUCAUUGAUUGAUUUUGUACAUGUUCCUAAGCAUUGUUCAUGGGAUUUCAUUUUUUCAUGUUUGUUCCGU
Messenger RNA from Dermatophagoides farinae (American house dust mite), 1273 nucleotides. RefSeq names its product ubiquinone biosynthesis O-methyltransferase. Gene Ontology annotation, biological process: ubiquinone biosynthetic process. Gene Ontology annotation, cellular component: mitochondrion. The record is from RefSeq and is a predicted model, not a curated record. Gene Ontology annotation, molecular function: polyprenyldihydroxybenzoate methyltransferase activity; 3-demethylubiquinol 3-O-methyltransferase activity. Lineage: Eukaryota; Metazoa; Arthropoda; Arachnida; Sarcoptiformes; Pyroglyphidae.